AUGUCUUCCCUUCCAAGUUCAAAUUAUCUAGUUUCUCCAACUGUUAGUAGAAGAAGAGGAAGCAGCCACAAAAGAUCAAUGUCGGCUGACUUUGAUGCUAUAGGUCUAGGAAUAGGUUUGGGGUUUGGCAACUCUCCUCGUUCCCAACAACAACAGCAACAGUCUCAACAAUCUCCUCAAACUCCUCCUCGACCACCACCAACGUUAUUUUCCAUGCAAGAUGAUUUGGACAAGGAUUUUUCAUUCCCAAAUUUCAAAGACCCAACUAGCACGCCUCCUCCCCCACCACCAUUUAAAUUCAAUCAGUUCCAUCGUCCUUCUAAGUCAUUGAACUCUCCUAUUAGAUUCCAAAGAACAGAUAGUUCAAUCAAGGAAAUAGAUGAAGAUGAGGAUGUUGACGAUGAUGUUGACUUGGUGGAUGACGAUGCAUCCUCGUAUUCCUUUUUUGCUACACCAAGAUCUGCUGCAAAUGCUAAUAGAUAUCAUAGAAUUAUUUCAAACGUUAAUGGCGUUGAAAGAGCAGUUACUCCACCAACCGCCUUGACCACUCCCGAGAUUGUUGUCACAAAUGAUGGUGGUGGUGUGGAUAACAAAGAGUUAUAUAUGGUGGCAAGUUCUGAUAGCAGUUUACCGGAAAGAAACAAACCAGGAAUCGUGACCAACAAAAUGUCAUCAUCUUCAUUGUCAAAAGAAAUUCCAUUAUCACCAACUAAUACCCAACGACAUACUUCGGAUUCCCCAACGCCAAAUCCGAUCAUACGUAAUAGUGGUGAUGUCCCCAAGUUAUCCAAUAAUGACAUUCCUGUUUUGAAUGCAGCCCCAUCAAGGUCUUCAACUAGUACACCACCAUUGAAAUCCACCACUGAUUUACCAUCUCCAAGAAGACCUGAAUCACCAGCAGAAAGAAAGAUUCUUAAAGAUACAAAAAUUCCAGCAUUUAAGAAUGCAAAAUCGCUUACCCAACCAUCGUCUUCAUCAUCCUUAUCGACUGCUAGAACAGCAGCAACAUCAUCUACAGGUGCACAAUCUAUUAAUACCGCAACGACUGCAUCUCCUUAUCAUUUGAGUAGAAAUGAAUUUAAGCAUAGAGGAUUUUUACAAAGAAGAGGAUCAAAUUCAACCGAUACUUCAUCUAUUAGUUCAAUCAAAUCAAAAUUGAAAAGAAGUUCAAGAAUUUUUGACUGGCUCAGAAAGAAGUGA
Messenger RNA from Candida tropicalis MYA-3404, 1200 nucleotides. RefSeq lists its product as uncharacterized. Bases 1 to 1200 code for a protein of 399 amino acids. NCBI's taxonomy places the organism in Eukaryota, Fungi, Ascomycota, Pichiomycetes, Serinales, Debaryomycetaceae. The transcript has a single exon. The record is from RefSeq and is a predicted model, not a curated record.